AUGCAUGUGGUGUUCUGUGGUCAUCGGGAGACAAAGCUCCGUGUGUUGAAGCUCUCAUGGUCUAAUCUUUGGACACCCACUGGUAGCUGUAACACCAUCACAAUUUUACAGAGUAAUGAACCCUGGGGUGGGGAGGAGUCUGACCAAAAAGCAGAAGAGCCUGCAUCUGCCAGGAACAGCUUGCCAAAAGCAGUGUGUGUCCAUCCUGGCUGGCCCUUCCCAAACGGGAGGGGACCGUCCAGCUGCCUGGGUGUGGAAAUGCCUGACAACCCCCUGCCUCAUCUGCCUUUUGGAUCUUCAGGUCUGCUUGCUUUCCUGCAGCCUUUGACCUCCGUCAUGGCCUCUAAUCUAAAAGUCAUCUUCCUGUUUAUUUGGUUGCUUCACUGUGGAGGGGGAACUGUCGAUGUAGAGCAGAAACCUCCAAUCCAGGUUGCACUGCUCAAGGAAGGAAUAUCCAUCCCCUGUGAAGUCAUCUUCCCUUACAUGCCGAAAUAUACCAAAUUUUCAAUCUUCUAUUACUGGAUUAAUUCACUGGGCCAGACAACAUCCAUCCAUACUAGGUCGGAAAAUGUACCCAUCCCUUCUGGAAAAGAGAAUAAAACCGCUACCAGAUCUUACAACCACAGAAUCAUGCCACUUGAGAGCACCUCUUCUGGCACAUACUACUGCAAGGUCAAAUGGAAUGACAUCCAGAAAAUGGGAAAGGGAGUUUUUGUCCUUGCUAGAGGUACAGGGUACAUAGAGACCUCUUACAAGUGGGAAAUCCUUGUUACCCUUACUGUUCUUCUUGCUGCUUUGAGCAUCACUGCAACAGCUCUGCUUCUGUGGAAAAGAAAGGCCUUGUGCCCUAGAAGGAACCAGCCAAAUAUCCUAAGACAGAAGGUGGAAACACAGCCUCCUUCAGCCAGCCCACCACCACCACCCCCCCCUCCUGUCUAUGACUCCCUGGAUUUGCAGCAAGUUGAAGUCUAUUCCAGCCUCGAGAACAACACGGACCACACAUCACCCAGAAAAAGUCCUCUAGGGAAGACACCUAAGCAGCAAGCAGCUCUGGAUGAAUCCUCUGAUACACUCUAUGAGAAUAUCUAACAGGAAAAUCUGACCCUAUGUGGACUUUCUGUACGGCAGAGCUGCUCUCUUGCAUCCCCAGUUCUCCGCAGAGAUCCACAGCGACUUCAGGGCACAACCAUGAGGGACUUGUGAACCCCUGGCUCCUUCUAAACUGCCCUUCAUUAACAACAGAGUGCAUCUGUUCAGCUCCCACUGGGGCUCAGUCUGCACUGAGCAGCAGAGCUAUCUGGCAGAAAAGCCGUUCAAUGCAAAAGAAAAUCUGCUUUUGUCAGGCUCUCACACAUAUCUUGGAAAUGGUGCAGAUGGGAUCUGUGCAGGUUUCUUUCACCUGGCCUGCCUGAAAUACUUGAAUCUCCAUCCUCUGUAAAUGAUAGGACAAGCCAGAGACCUUCCUGCUUGCUAGCUUGAUCUUCCAAUCCUGACCUGCAGCCAUCCAGCUGAUCCUGUGCCUUUGACUUUCCUAACACGGCCAUCAGGCCUUCAUACAUAGUUCAAUCAAGAUUCAAGCACCCACUUGCCCAUUUUGCCUUUCUCAGGAGCCCCACAGUGAAACCUGCUUUCUCAUAAUCUGCUAAUCCCAUCAAAUAGUCACAGAUGCCUGCUGUGACCAUCCCCAGGCGACGCAAAUCGGUGCCUCAGAAAUCUCUCUUCAGCAAUAUCA
Molecule: messenger RNA, 1732 nt
Organism: Dryobates pubescens (Downy woodpecker)
Lineage: Eukaryota; Metazoa; Chordata; Aves; Piciformes; Picidae
Gene: NFAM1
Product: NFAT activating protein with ITAM motif 1
Biological process (GO): regulation of B cell differentiation; B cell receptor signaling pathway; positive regulation of cytokine production
Cellular component (GO): membrane raft
Molecular function (GO): transmembrane signaling receptor activity
Source: RefSeq, a predicted model, not a curated record